ACCCUAUACUAUAUCUCCAAAACUCGGUGGGAACGAGCCUUCUGAGGCCUCGCGAGCGCGUUGAUGGGGUGGCUACAGGGGGGUUGGGGCCGGCCCACUUGGUGGCCCCUUGGCAGCCAAACCCAAAGGGGUGCGCAUCGUAUUUUUUCCGACAAUAAUCCCCCAUUCUCCGUCCCGCAAAAGGGUCCAGCCUCAGCUUAGCGUUGAGCCUCGUAUCCCUGCCGCGUCUCCAACGACCUCAAAUCUAUCUCUAAUGCGCUAGAUAAAUCCGGAGCCUCGCUCGUCUACUCCCUCACUAUUUUGCUAAGGCAUAUUCAUCAAUUGAGCCGCCAUAUCGACAUCGCCGCCUGUCGCGUCGAAAACUAGCCCAGUCGCCAGGAACACAGCCCGACGCCGCCGCGCCGUGGUCGCUGCUGUGAAAAAUCAGCGACAUGAUCUUAUAGCAGAAAGAAUCUGCCGCCGCAGCUAUCACACCAUACUGGCCCAAUCUCGAAGUCGAAUAGCGACCGCUUGGAGGAGGAAGGAGGGGGGAGGAGGGUGAAGGGCCCACGCUCCUAUUUCGCUAAAUUUCAAAGCCCACGGCACAACAAAGGGAUUUCGAGUAGCAAGCCAUGCGCAUACCCAUUCGCCUGCAGCUUGCGCUGCUGGUCCUUUUGACGGCUUUCCUGGCAUUGGCUGCUGUGUCCAUUUCAACCUGGAUAAAUAACUACAACUUCGUUGUCGGCAUCAAAUUGCAAAGCUUGUCCUUGACUGCAUCUCUCAAGGCUGGGCAGGUAGCUGCCAACCUACAACUCGUCGAGUCGACCUGCAGGACUAUUGUGACUCGGAUAGAGAUACAAAAGGCACUACUGAGGUUCUACUACCAGAAUGACAACAGCGCGUCCAACUGGCAGCUGGCUGAAGAAGAUAUCCAGGCGGCUGUUGCUAGUACCGGUUACUCGCAGCUGGUCCAAGUCAGGAUAUUCUCAAAGGACAGGACUGGAGACUCAAAUGGAUUGCUAAACGUCACGGCUGUUGGCGCCGCGGAUAUCCAACUUCCAAUGCAAUAUCCAAAUGGCACGCACAUCAAACUUGGCGACCAGUCACCGGAAGGGCCCACUGGAUUCCCUGAGUCGCUUUAUCCAAAUCUCACAUACUCUAGAACGACUACAGACGGCGUGGUGUCUAGUACCGUCAAAGCUUUUCGUAAAUACAAUCUCAAUGCUUCAACUGCUAUGCUACUGGGACCAUUCCACGUCAACGAAACAUUUUCCUUGGUGUCUAUGACGCUGCCAAUUUUCAACAGCACGUCAAAAGUAGAUAUUUUGGGCUACAUGACUGUGGUUUCCCAAUCCACUCGACUAUUCAAUGUUCGAAAUUCGAGGGAGGGCCUGGAUAGCACCGGCAUGGUUUUGCUUUUGGGGCCAGACACUGGAAUAAACAAAUUCCCUCAAACGAAGACACCGGUCAACGAGGGCCAUACUCCAAAUAGGACCGAUCUCGGCGAGCAGGAUAUGAACUUUAUAUUCCCGCCUAUGCCAAACCAGAAUCAGACCGAUCGGCAUACCAUGCAUAGCUCCUCUACGAACUACGGCGCCAACUUCCAGUUAAAAAAGUACCCUGUAGCGCUUGAAGUAGUUAGCAGCAACAACUCUCAAAUCAACAAUGCCGGAAGCAACUUGAAUACUAUAAAUGAGCAAGGGGUCGAGGUUGCUGUUGGAUACGCCCGUCCUAGAAGUAAUAUAGUGGACUGGGUGCUGAUUGUGGAGGAGUCUAAGGCCGAAGCAUUUGCACCGGUCGAGAAAUUGCGCAAGAUUCUCCUUGGUUGUAUCUUUGGAACUAUUGCACUCAUUUUGGUUGUUGUCGUUCCAACAGCUUAUUACAGCGUUUUGCCCAUUACGAGGCUGAAAGAGGCCACCGAGAAGUCGGUUCAGCCGCCUGGGUAUACACCACGGAAUAGCAUGGGGUCAGAGAUAUCCAUCGAUGGUGAAAUUCGCCCGGGCGACGAAGAAACAGCAAAUACUCAAUCGUCGAGCAAGACAUCGAAACAUGGCAAGGGAUUUGUAAUACGCAUGAGACGCUUUGUGCAUGGCAAACACCGAAAAUCGAAGGAAGAAAAGACGGAAGAAGAACGUCGCCGAGUGUUUAAAGUCCCUGGAAAGGUGCUUGACCCGAGGCAUUUCAUUACUGACGAAUUGACGGAGCUCACCCGCACCUUCAACGAGAUGUCUGAUGAACUGAUGACGCAGUAUACGAAACUUGAGGAAAGAGUCGCCGAACGAACUAGAGAAUUGGAGAUCAGUAAAAAGGCAGCAGAAGCAGCGAAUGAAAGCAAAACGCUCUUUAUUGCGAACAUAUCACACGAAUUGAAAACACCGCUAAAUGGAAUUCUUGGUAUGUGCGCCGUUUGCAUGGGAGAAGACGACUUGCCCAGCAUCAAGCGAUCUCUCCAGGUCGUGUACAAGUCAGGGGAUCUUUUGCUACAUCUACUCAACGAUCUAUUAACAUUCAGUAAAAACCAAAUCGGCCAGUCGAUUACCAUUGAAGAGAAAGAGUUUGUCCUUUCCGAUAUCAAAUCUCAAGUCGUGACCAUUUUCGACAAGCAAGUCAAGGAGGCAAAUAUCAAAUUUGCUGUCCACUUUAUUAGUGCUGAAAAUGGUGAUCUCGGUUCCAAAACGGGCCUGCCAUGGCCGAAAAAGGCUCUUCCUGCCGUGGGUCCAAACGGGACCGGCAGGUUGAAGGACAUGAGGUUAUGGGGGGAUCAGCACCGAAUACUCCAAGUGCUCAUCAAUCUGGUUAGCAACAGCUUAAAGUUCACUCCUGUGGGGGGUAGGGUCAUCGUGAGGAUUAAAUGUAUAGGCGAGAAGGGCGCAGAAGGCAAUGUCAGCAGAAAAGGCUCACUGGCAUCAAAACAAGGAUCGUUGCAACGCUCAUCAAGACAACGUCAUCGCGUUGGUUCUGGAUCGGGAUCAAACGCAUCCACCUCGAGACUACCGUCUAGCCCCAGCAAACCUCUUGGCACCGCUCUACUCAUCAACCCUAUGGAUCCAAAGGCGGCUUUAAGCCACAUUCAUGUUCGCGAACGGUCACCGACUCCCCCACCAGCAAACUCGAAAACGCUCAUUUUCGAGUUCGAGGUUGAAGACACAGGUCCGGGUAUCCCUGCCAGUAUCCAGGACCGCGUCUUUGAGCCGUUCGUUCAAGGCGACUUGGGUCUCAGCAGAAAGUAUGGCGGCACUGGAUUGGGGCUUAGUAUUUGCCAUCAGCUCGCUGGAUUAAUGGGCGGCACCAUCACCCUGGAAAACACGGGCGAAGACCAAGGCACUACAUUCAAUAUGCAAAUUCCUCUAAAGUUUGUUGGGGAGCGGACAUCUAGCACGGCUAGUUCAACUGCUGGGGGGUCUCAAACACCCAGUGUGACUUCACGGGAGGAUUCCAGAAUGGCAAGGUUGUCGCUUGAGAUGCAGUCACAAAGUGCCACGAACAACAACAGCAGUCAGGCUGCAGUGGUCGAGAAAGAUAUUCAGCCUAGACUGGUUGGGCUGAGUCAGCCAUUCUUUGCGUCGGCAGCUUCUAGGGAUGGAGCCACAGAUGAUCAGCUUGCCAUCCUCAAUCGUGUCGCAGCCAAGCCUGGAUCGGGCAAGAUUCGAGUAUUAGUUGCAGAGGAUAACCUGGUAAAUCAGGAAGUCGUCCUUCGCAUGUUAAAACUGGAGGAUAUUUAUGAUGUGACCGUGGCAAAGGAUGGCCAGGAGGCAUAUGAGAAGGUGAAGGCUAGCAUGGAGGAAGGGCUUCAGUUCAAUCUCAUCUUUAUGGAUAUCCAGAUGCCGAACCUCGAUGGUUUACAGAGUACUCGACUGAUACGUCAAAUGGGUUAUUCUGCACCAAUUGUCGCAUUGACGGCAUUUUCAGAGGAGAGCAAUGUCCAAGAGUGCAUGGACUCGGGAAUGGAUAUGUUCCUCAGCAAACCCAUUCGACGCCCUGCCCUCAAGCAGGUUCUCAAGAAAUUCGGGACUAUCCUUGAAGAACCGGAACCAAGCCUGUCGCCACAGAACAAUCCAACCACCGAUGGUCCGACUACUAAUGGCGUAACUAAUGGCAUAGCUGAAAAAACCGACUUACCUUAAUCGGAUACCGCCCCUAUCAGAUCCCCUUUCAAAUUCAAAACUAUAUCAGAAGUCUUCUGAUAGUUGACCCGUGUCGCGGGAGUCUCGCGCGGGCCAGCACCUCGCUUCUUCGACCCAUGGAACUCAUCACGAACGGGCCGUAGGAGAGCCUGCUUAAAUCUUUUAAUCUUCGAAAUCACUACAAAUCCCUUAGGGUCGUCUCAUUUACACGUCUUAGCGCGCUUAGCGACGAUUUUCAUUUGUCAUUCGUCCACGGCGCAGAAAACACUCGGGAUACCGGUUACGGAGGGCUGGUUAAGUUGUGUUUGCGCAACCAGUGUUCAGGAGCAUGAUAGAAAAGCUGCCAUGCUUAUAUAACAACACUUAGCAACCCGGAACGGUUGGGGAAGGCAACAUUGCUGCCAUGUAUGCGGCCUCAUACAUACUCCGCGGAUAAUAAUGGUCUGCAAUUGGUUGUAUAUGGGUGUAUUUAUUUAAUAAGGAAAUCUCGACCGAGGAACAGAUAGCAGUUCAACAUGUAGAUACGAGUAUAGUAUCCUUCGUUGCCUGACCGCCUGAUUUUCUACCUAAUCUACAAUGCGGUUAUCGUGUCACCGGCACGUCGCACCCAAAGGAGCCGCAUAAAUAUCUCUAACUCAUGCUGUAGUACCAUCGGCGUGGUCGCGCGCGUUUUCGAUUGACUACCCUUCAUAUGCAUAUCCAGUGCAGUGUGGAAAAAUCAACAAGGCUACCCAUCUAUUUUCAGAGAGUUGGUAAUAAGUGCCCAUGGAUUAUAUAAAAGGCAGUUUCCUAUAAAAGGAUCAGUUCCGUCAACAAUCCUCUUCAUCAGUUCCAUCAGUUCCGUCAACAAUCGAAACUGCAUUCCAGUGUCCUUCAGUCUCGACAGCAACGUCCGUUUGCGCACUUCUUCUACUUCCUAUUGGAACUUUGCAACGAUGGUCUGCGGAGAUAAAUGUUGGCUACACCGUCUUUGUGGCCACUUUCACACAACUGAUAUUCUUAAAUGUGCAAUUCAUCUGAAUACCACCGAUUCCUGUCCCCCCCCGCGCGAAAGAAUCCCUGAUCCGAGAGACACGACUGACACGUACUGUCCUGCUUGCAAAGGGGAAACACCACCUGAUUCCGAUUAAACACACCGUCAGCUCAUUUCCAAGACUAGCCUCGAGAUAUGUUGGCAGGGAGAGUGGCUGGUGCUUUUUGAGCUGCCUGUAGAUGGAAUUGAAAGGCUAUUCUCAACCCAAGUGCAAAACCGUGCGAGUCAAAUUCGUCUGUUAGCACCUGUCUACCACAAUAGUAUCUUUGAUCAAAGCGCUACCUCUAUACUCAAAAUUACUUGUGCCACCCCAUCUGAGCAUAUGAUUGUAGUACUGCACACCGGCCAUGCACGAGUAAAAUUGACUGAGUAGGAUCAGAAAUGAAGAUAAUGCAUAAUGCUGCAGCUAACUUACGGGUUCCCAUCAUUAUACUUCACUCUCCAACACUGUACAGGAAUUUUUGCCAAGUCCUGGUCUUUAUCCCCAACAUUGAUAUCGAAGACUAUCCAUGCAGAUUUAUUAUCCGGCGAAUCGAUCAAUGCCGGAACAUGGACAUAGUCUUGGUCGGUCAAUUGUCUGUUGAUGUGCUGAUAGAGGUGAUUCUCUUUGGGAUGCUUCGCCAGGCAGGCCAGCAGGGCAUGCAACCGUGAGCGUGAAGUGGUAUGGCGUGCUAAGUGAGUUGCCGUAUGUAUCAAGGCCAUCCCUAACAGCUUGAAGCAGAAGGACAAAGUUUUUUGCUUGGGUAGCAUCCACCGGAUAUUCCCAAUCAAUGUCAAGCCCGUCAGGUUCGAGAUUCCGUACAAGUGAGACUGCAGAUGAGGCAAAGGUGGAGUGACCAGACACAGUCGCAGCUGGAGUCGCAAAGUUUGCUGAAUAGGUCCAACAAAGCCUAGAGUGUUGAUAGGAAAAGAUGCCAGAAAUAGAGGUUUCUUCAUCAAUUCUCUCUAUGGCUAAAAAUAUGGCGUCGGACUCCCCUUGACAGUGUGCGAUGCGCCUUUUCGAAUUUCGCUGCUGGGCUCCUAGGGCUUGCGCUUCAGCUCCGAUCCCGUCUUAUCCUCCUCGGCCCACUAUAUCUGGCAGGAUCUCGUCGUCUAUGAUCGGACAGGCCAGCGGUUGGGUGGAAUACUGUGGCUCAUGAGUCACCUUGAGUUGCUUACAGUGUGCGGCGAAUCACCUCCCG
Messenger RNA from Pseudogymnoascus destructans, 6317 nucleotides. It is a transcript of the gene HHK5, whose product is annotated as Histidine kinase. Gene Ontology annotation, molecular function: phosphorelay sensor kinase activity. Lineage: Eukaryota; Fungi; Ascomycota; Leotiomycetes; Thelebolales; Thelebolaceae. The transcript is spliced from 7 exons. The record is from RefSeq and is a predicted model, not a curated record. Bases 612 to 4103 code for a protein of 1163 amino acids. Gene Ontology annotation, biological process: phosphorylation; phosphorelay signal transduction system.